AAACCUGUCAAUGAAUGCAAUAUGUCAUCUAACGUUUCUAUUAAUUUGUCUGUCCACAUCGUCCCCAAACAUUCGGAGAGCUUCGCUGGAAGUAAAUAAAAGUGUUUUUCUAAACAUCACAAGUUAUGCCGGCUAUUUGUCAGUCAACAGCAAAUCGAGCUUAUUUUUUUGGUACUUCCCCGCUUUGAAAAGUCCAAAAAAAUCACCACUGUUGCUGUGGUUACAAGGAGGACCUGGAAGUUCUUCGUUGAUUGGUCUGUUCUAUGAAAAUGGACCGUUCAGGUUUGAAAAAUCGGGAAAAUUAUCGUUAAGAAAAAACACAUGGGCCACCAGCAACUCCAUAAUAUUCAUAGAUAAUCCGGUGGGAACAGGUUUCAGUUCCGAAUUUAACGAUUAUGCAAAAAGCGAAGAAGAAAUCGCAGAUAAUCUUCAUGAAGCGCUGGUUCAAUUUUAUGAAUUGUUCCCUGAGUUGAGAUCGAAUCAGUUUUUUCUUUGUGGGGAAUCGUUCGCGGGAAAAUAUCUAGUAAAAUUGGGCUACAAAAUUCAUAAAUUUAAUUCUGAAGUGCCGGUAAAAAUUAAUUUGAAAGGAUUGAUUAUCGGAAACGGUUUGUGUGAUCCAGAAACACAAUUUAAAUAUGCCGAAUAUUUAUAUUAUACUGGGUUGUUCGACGAAGAGCAAAGAUUGGCUGGUUUGAAGUUCGAAAAAAGUAUUUCUCAAUAUAUCGAAGAAAAAAAGUACGCUAGAGCUUUUCACGUUUAUCAAGAGUAUAUUGGUGGAGGUCCUUUUAGUAAUGAUUCGUACUUUGCAAAUCAGACGGGAUAUUUUGAUUAUUAUAACAUUUUAAAAAGUAAAAACGAUGAAUUUAUACAUUUCACAAAGCAUCUUGCCAAUUUUCUUAAUCAGAACAAGACACGAGAGGCAUUACGAGUAAAAGGUGGUUUUAUUAUAAGCAAUCACGAAGUCGUAAAGUAUAUUGUUAACGAUUUUAUGAAACCUGUGACAAAUGUAAUGAAUGAAUUAUUAAAAUAUUACAGAAUAUUAAUAUAUAAUGGACAAUUGGACAUUAUUAUUCCCUAUGCUGGAACUUUAAACUAUCUGAAUAAAUUAUAUGACAAUAAUUUCCGAAAAGCUUCCAAGAAAAAGUGGUUUAAAAACAAUCAAUUGGUAGGGUAUGUGAAAUCUGGAAACAAUCUUACGUUCGUGAUGAUCAGAAAAGCUGGACACAUGGUUCCAAUCGAUCAACCGGUAUUUACAUGUGACUUAAUAUAUAGAUUUACCAGAAACUUAAGUAUUAUAUAAAUAAUGUGUUUUAAU
Molecule: messenger RNA, 1315 nt
Organism: Aethina tumida (small hive beetle)
Lineage: Eukaryota; Metazoa; Arthropoda; Insecta; Coleoptera; Nitidulidae
Product: venom serine carboxypeptidase-like
Exons: 1
Coding region: 11-1300 (429 amino acids)
Biological process (GO): proteolysis
Molecular function (GO): serine-type carboxypeptidase activity
Source: RefSeq, a predicted model, not a curated record